AUGGCGUCUAGUCAGUGGACGAGGUCGGAGGAUAAGAUGUUCGAGCAAGCUUUGGUGCUUUUCCCUGAAGGAUCUCCAAGCCGGUGGGAGAGAAUCGCCGAUCAGCUCCAGAAAACGGCUGGUGAAGUUAGAGAGCAUUACGAGGCUUUGGUGCACGACGUCUUCGAGAUCGACUCCGGCCGUGUUGAUGUCCCUGAUUACAUGGAUGACUUGGCGGCGGCGGGUUGGGACUCGGCUGGUCAGAUCUCCUUCGGGUCUAAGCACGGCGAGAGCGAACGGAAAAGAGGCACUCCUUGGACGGAAAACGAACACAAAUUGUUUCUGAUCGGAUUGAAGAGAUAUGGUAAAGGAGAUUGGAGGAGCAUAUCGAGGAACGUGGUGGUGACGAGGACACCGACACAAGUUGCGAGUCACGCACAAAAGUACUUCCUCAGACAGAACUCGGUGAAGAAAGAGAGGAAAAGGUCGAGCAUCCACGACAUAACCACGGUGGACACUAAUUUAGCCAUGCCUGGGUCCAACAUGGACUGGAUUGGGCAGCACGGGAGUCCUGUUCAGGCACCGCAGCAGCAGCAACAGAUUGUGUCAGAGUUUGGUCAGCAAUUGACUCCGGCUCAUUUUGAGGACUUCGGUUUCCGGAUGUGA
This is a messenger RNA of Microthlaspi erraticum, 645 nucleotides long. The record is from the annotation of a GenBank genome assembly. NCBI's taxonomy places the organism in Eukaryota, Viridiplantae, Streptophyta, Magnoliopsida, Brassicales, Brassicaceae.